Messenger RNA from Ilex paraguariensis (yerba mate), 905 nucleotides. NCBI's taxonomy places the organism in Eukaryota, Viridiplantae, Streptophyta, Magnoliopsida, Aquifoliales, Aquifoliaceae. The record is from the annotation of a GenBank genome assembly.
AUGGAUCCGAAUUCAGUUAAAUCGACUCUGUCCAACUUAGCAUUUGGAAAUGUUAUGGCAGCUGCAGCUCGUGAUUAUCAGAAGGAAAUUCUGGCUCAUGAGAAGGGACAGACUUCUACCUCUGUUAAUGAGGAGGUUGAUCUUGAUGAGCUGAUGGAUGAUCCUGAGCUGGAAAAAAUGCAUGCAGACAGGAUUGCAGCCCUCAAGAAAGAAGUUGAGAAGAGAGAAUCAUUAAAGAAGCAAGGGCAUGGAGAGUACAGGGAAAUAACUGAAGGAGAUUUUUUGAGUGAAGUCACUGGUAGUGAAAAAGUGAUAUGUCACUUCUACCAUCGUGAGUUCUAUCGCUGCAAGAUAAUGGAUAAGCAUUUGAAGUCCCUUGCGCCAAGGUAUGUGGAUACCAAGUUUAUCAAGCUGGAUGCAGAGAAAUACACAAAAAUGAGAUGCGAAAUGAAGUUCUUAUUGUUGGAAUGAAAUGCAGAAUGCACCUUUCUUUGUUGCCAAACUAGGAAUCAAAACUUUGCCUUGUGUCAUAUUAUUCAGAAAAGGAAUCUCAGUAGACAGGCUGGUUGGUUUUCAAGACUUGGGAGGAAAAGAUGAUUUCAGCUUAAAGACACUGGAGGUUCUUUUGCUGAAGAAAGGAAUUAUUAGUGAAACUAAAAAAGAUGAUGAUGAAGAGGAUGAUCAUCAUGAAAACAGACGCAGGGCAGUGAGAUCAUCUAUAGAUCCUAAUUCUGAUUCAGACUGAGAAGGAAGAGAAAUUCCAGCAGUUGACUGGUAUUGGCAUUGCAUGUGCACUUUCAUUAAUUAUCAUAUCUAUAAAUCUCGGACCCAUGUUCAUGAUCAAAUUUGCAAUUUUUUUCCUGAAAUGAACUAUUUACCCAUGGUAUAACUAUUGAUGAUGGUAG